AUGCUGAAAUCCUUAAGGUCCCUGUAUCAGUUCCCCGACGCCUGGGCUUCCCUCCGGCUCUUUACGCGGCGACAGGCGACGCUUCUGGCACAGGUGAAGGCGCUCUUCCAGGCCGUUCAGAGCCCGCCGUUUCAAGCCACCUUUCGCCACUUGACUGGUGGGGCGAAGCGCGCAAAGGAGGCCUUCCUUCUCCAAGCGGGGCUUUGCCUGAAAAAGGGCAGCCAGAACAACUACUGGGACCAGCCGGAGCUCAGUGAGCUCGCUGGGAAGCUGCGGAGAUCUUUCUUUUAUGUCGAGGGCUACGGGGAGCUGAUGGACGACUGGCUGCAGAGCCGUGUCAAGAAGCUGAACGAGGACUUCCUGCAGCGCGCCGUGACAAUGCUUGGGAACAGCCUGCCAGCAGUGCUGACUCGGCUGCGGCAGAUCUUCAGGCCUGGCCGCUGGAUUUUCCUCUGCGACCCGAGAUUGGAGAGUGACUUGAUCAACUUGUUCGAUGAGGACACGUUCCCGCGUCAUGUGUUAACAUCCACCACCAUCACCCAAGUACUGGAACGAGUACCAGCUUUGGGUGGAGACGAUUUCCACAUCUACAACGACAUCGUCCGGUCACCACCGCUGCAGGCGCCCCUCUCCAGCGGGCCCAUGGAUCUCAUCGAGUCGGCGCUGAUGGAGGUCCUACGCCGGCUUCCGGGCUUCCCUCCGCUGCUGCGCCUGCCGGGACCGGGCCACUACCGAUUCGGCCGCGUGGAGGUACUCUUCCAGCUGGCCGGCACGGAUUUGGCGGCACGAGUCCUCUCCUCUCCAAACGCAGCCCCAACGGGAGAGGUCCUGAGAGCAGUGGAUUUCUUCGUGCAGUUUGGUCCACAAGAAUUCCCCAAUGCAGCGGUCGAAGCCGUCCAGAGCUCCGACUCCAUGCACCUCUGCCCUACCACCGGCAUCCAGGAUGUCGGAGCGCCUUUAACCGCUCCAGGGCUCAUACGGCCGCCCAUGAGCUUUGCUGUGGCACCCAUGGCCUUGCCCGCGCCCGGGCCCCCCGCUCAGCCUCUCGCUCCGAUGGCUGUGCCCGGGAUGGCUGUGGGCUUGGCUCCACCCGCCCCGGUGCCCAUGAUCCCCUUCGUGCGCCCUAAGUUCGGAAUCGAUGACGAUGAAAUCUAG
Messenger RNA from Symbiodinium necroappetens, 1155 nucleotides. Lineage: Eukaryota; Dinophyceae; Suessiales; Symbiodiniaceae. The record is from the annotation of a GenBank genome assembly.